UUUUUGAUUUACUAACUUAAUCUGUAAACUUCUUUUUUUUUAGUUUCGUUCGUAAAAGUUAGUGAGAGGCAAACGUGUUUCGCGUCAAUUAUUUCAUUGUUUACUCAUUUAAAUAAUAAGAAAACAAUGUAAAGUGACAAAUAAAUCGUGUUGCUGUUAAGUUUAUGUGUUUGUGUACAAAAUGAAAGUUAUUGAAGCUAAGAUUGUAGUUUUAGGAUCGCAAGGUGUCGGCAAGACCAGCCUUGUGGUCCGGUACAUAGGCAAGAUGUUCUCCAAGCACAUAUCUCCAACGAUAGGAGCUUCUUUCUUCACCUGCAAUAUCAACUUGGACAACGCUAGGGUUAAACUUCAGGUAUGGGACACAGCAGGACAAGAGAGGUUUCGCUCAAUGGCACCGAUGUAUUAUCGAAACGCUAACGCCGCGCUACUAGUCUUCGAUAUCACUAACUUUAACAGCUUUGUCGCUAUCAAAGGAUGGGUUAAGGAGUUGCAGAGUAACGUACCCGAAGCGAUGGUGCUAUCAGUGGUGGGCAAUAAGAGUGACCUGGAAGAACUCCGCGCCGUGCAGGCGAGCGAGGCGGCACAGUUCGCGGAGUCCAUUGGCGCCCACUACUGCGAGACCUCUGCGCUGCAUGACCAGCAAGGAAUAGACGAAGUAUUCCUGAACACGGCAGCUGCUCUGCUGAAGCUGUCCAGCUCCAACCUGGUCUCCUCGCUGCGGUCAUACGACUCCGCCGAUGUUGACAACGAUAAAAUACCUACAGGUUCUCCCACAGAAGAAGACGCUACACAUACAGGCAAAGUGGAACUACCAGCGUGGAGUAUAGACAGCAUUGCACAUGGAGAUGUUCAGAAAAACAUGUGCUGCUGACCGACGAGCCACGAGGCCACUGCAUGGAUGGGUGGCAGGUGCACGAGGACUUAUGUGAAAAGUGUUAGAAGUGAUAGUGAAAAGGUUAAGGGUGAAAUUUCAUCAGUGUGUGACAACAAAUGUAUCUCGUGGUGUACUCGCUGUAGCAAAACUUUGUACGCGAAUACAUGCUAGUAGGCAUGGCAUUCUCGCGUGAUGCGUGCAUAUUUUUGCGUACCUAACAAUUUUGGUGGAAUUUUGCCAUAAUAGUUCUCUUCAAGUACGUUUGCUUAACCGAAGUUGAUACCACAGAGCAGUUAAGACAUGAAUAAAUUAUUGUUAACUCAAUUUACACCAGAAUGAAAUGGAAUAAAAGAGUCAAUUAUGCAUCACGACGCGCGAAUUCGUUGGAAUUCUCGCCCAUUCUAACGAAUUCCACUGAUUCACUGACCAAAUUCUAGAAAAAGCGCGAGGAUAAAUACAAUAGAAUUGGCUGAUGGUCGCACGGGAGUAAACCUUUUAACCUUAUUUCAUGAAAUAAGAAAAAUAAAGAGAUCUAACCAUUGACUGGGCAUUCUGUCAAUGUCUAAAAAUCUGUCAUUUCGAUGUAAAUUUUUAUAUUUUAUAAGUAAAAAUAAAAAUCACAAAAAUAUUAAUUUGUUCUCGAAAACAUGUGAUUUACCAUUGUAAUUAAUUUAAUACAAUUUUGUAUUGUAUUAAAAAGUAAAAUUAAAACAAAUACAAAAUGAAACUAAAUCUUAUAAGAUUCACAAUCAGACGAAUUUACAUUCCCGUAACAGUGUUUGCUAUGGAGGAUUAUUUUUUGGAAUAAUUCCAAAUAAGAUAUCAGAUUCUUACAAUUGGGUAAUAUUUUUUUAUUUCUUAUUUUCUGUUAUUUAUUCAACUAGCUUUAUCCCGUGGUUUCACUUGUGUAUUUAAAGUUAAGUUUGUUUGUUUGAACGCGCUAAUCUCAGAGGUAUCGGGUCGCCCUGGUACCUAGGUUGAGCAGAUAGGCAGUCGCUCCUUGUAAAGCACUGGUACUCAGCUGCAUCCAGUAAGACUGGAAGCCGACCCAGACAUAGUUGGGAAAAGGCUAGGCAGAUGAUGAAUGCCCUAGCCUUUUCAGAAUUCCCUUUGGUGAUGUUCCUCAGAUGCUACAAUUAAGUUAGAUAGGCCACUUAUCGAUGAAGGCUACGUGACACGUGAAAAAGGCAGUUAACUUAUGUAUGACACAAGUGAAACCGCAGGAUAAUUUAGUAUUACACAUACAUACUUACAAACAUUUUAAAAGACAUUAUUUUUAACAUUCCGUUAUGACUAAUUAUUAUUUCUAGUUUUAAGUACACAGGUCUGUAUUAUAUUAGGUUAUUUUAACUACUUAUGAUAUUUAAAACUAGCUUCUGCCAGCGGUUUCACCCGCAUCCCGUGGGAACCUCUGCACGAACCCGGAUAAAUAUAGCCUAUAGCCUUCCUCGAUAAAUGGGCUAUCUAACACUGAAAGAAUUGUUCAAAUCGGACCAGUAGUUCCUGAGAUUAGCGCGUUCAAACAAACAAACAAACAAACUCUUCAGCUUUAUACUAUUAGUAUAGAUUGAUAAAAAAUAUGAAAAAAAAAACUGGAAAGAAAGAAAAAUGAUUUUAUUUUUAACUAGAUAACCUUUUAACUAUAUUACUAGGUUUUUAGCUCAAUUAAUAUUCAACUCUUAUUUUUUAUUUUACUUUCAGAUACUUUAUUUUUUUAAUAAAACCAACGUGAGUUAAGUUUUAACGGAAUUACAAAAAUGUAACAUUGAAGAGUAUAUAAAAAUCAAAAAGGUAUAAAUGGACUGUGAUUUGGUGUGUGACAGUUUAUUCUAUUUUAGUCAUUUAAAGUAAAAAUGAAAAUUAAUAACAAUAUGUAAUUAGUUAGAAUAUAAUUUUGAUUAUAAUAUUUGCACAUUCACAUUGAACUAUCCAAUUCUUGCCAAUCAACGACUCAUUUCUGAAUUGUGAAUAAAAUCAAUUAAAGUAACAAAAAAAAAUACUGAUGCACUACAAAAAAUAAUAAUAAGAGGGAGACAUUUGCAAUUCAGAAAUUAGUCGUCUUCUAAAUGCUCAAUUUGAAAUUGUUAUUUUAUAAGACAGGGUAACUUUAAAAACAGGACAAAAUAUACCAAGGAAUUGUUAAAAUCUUACAGUAAGUUGCACCAUUUAACUAUAACGAUAACCAUACCAUAACCAGCGUAUACUUGCCGCCCAUUGGUCAAAUCAGCGAUUUGACAACUGAAAAUGGUUCGGUUAUCGUUAUAGUUAGUAUAGAAAUAAUAUUACAUUUAUAUAUUUUUGAUAUGAAGAUAGUUACGUAUUGUAAAGUUGGACCAAAUGAAUUUAUUAUGUACACUUUUGUAUUAAGUUUAUUAUCAAAUCAAUAUAUAAAUAAUGUUUA
Messenger RNA from Helicoverpa zea (corn earworm), 3275 nucleotides. RefSeq names its product ras-related protein Rab-31 (gene RabX1). Lineage: Eukaryota; Metazoa; Arthropoda; Insecta; Lepidoptera; Noctuidae. The transcript is spliced from 6 exons. The record is from RefSeq and is a predicted model, not a curated record. Gene Ontology annotation, molecular function: GTP binding; GTPase activity. Bases 182 to 871 code for a protein of 229 amino acids.